AUGUCACAAGCUCGACUACCACCUCCCCCUCCACCACAAUGGGUUGUGUCAUUGAAUUCCCCGAUGCCACGCCCCUCGAAGGCAGCAUCUAGCAUCCCGGACCCGCCAGGCUUCUCUAGCACUCGGGGCAAGCAGCGCCAGCAACAGCAGCAACAAGCUACCACAAAGAAACCCGCCGAUACCGACGUGCUUAAAAUGAAGAAAGCGUGGGAAGUCGCCAUCGGCCCGUCUAAGCAAAUCCCUAUGAACGCCAUUAUGAUGUACAUGUCCGGCAAUAGUCUUCAGAUCUUCAGUAUCAUGAUGGUCAUGAUGCUGUUCAAGGGCCCCAUCCAGGGCUUGAUCAAUACCAAUGCGGCCUUCGCCAAGUACGAUACUCCAUCCACACAUUCGCGUCUGCUUGGGGUGAAGGUGGUCUACAUGUUGAUGCAGCUGGUAUUACUGGGGCUGGGUAUUUGGAAGGUUAACGCAAUGGGUCUAUUGCCGACUACAAGAUCGGAUUGGCUAGCUUGGGAAUCCGAACGACAACCUUUGGAGCGGGCUCAUUUUGCUUUCAGAUGA
Messenger RNA from Penicillium bovifimosum, 558 nucleotides. RefSeq names its product ER membrane protein complex subunit 4. Gene Ontology annotation, cellular component: EMC complex. Gene Ontology annotation, biological process: protein folding in endoplasmic reticulum. NCBI's taxonomy places the organism in Eukaryota, Fungi, Ascomycota, Eurotiomycetes, Eurotiales, Aspergillaceae. Bases 1 to 558 code for a protein of 185 amino acids. The transcript is spliced from 3 exons. The record is from RefSeq and is a predicted model, not a curated record.